This is a messenger RNA of Tachyglossus aculeatus (Australian echidna), 1791 nucleotides long. It is a transcript of the gene MBD2, whose product is annotated as methyl-CpG binding domain protein 2. NCBI's taxonomy places the organism in Eukaryota, Metazoa, Chordata, Mammalia, Monotremata, Tachyglossidae. The record is from RefSeq and is a predicted model, not a curated record. Gene Ontology annotation, molecular function: DNA binding.
AUGCCUUCGCGUUGCAAGGAGUUAAUUGCAUUACACGAGAAUACACUUUUCUACAGGGGAGAGAAGUUUAUUUUAUUAUUUGUAAGGCUAAAGGAAAAAAUAAAUACACUCAACCGAUUGGAGCUACAGAAAAUAACCGUGCUUUGCAAGGAGUUAAUUGCAUUACACGAGAAUACACUUUCUACAGGGGAGAGAAGUUUAUUUUAUUAUUUCGCUGCGCGGAGGGAGGGCGGCCGGGGCGGGCGCGGCCGGGGGCGGUGGAAGGGGCCGGAGGAGCGGGCCGGGGCGGCGUGCGGGGGCCGGGCCCGGGGCCGGGGCCGUGGCCGGGGUCGUGGCCGCGGGGGCGGCCGGGGUCGCGGCCGGGGGGGCCGGGGCAGACCCCCCAGCGGCGCGGGGGGAGCGGGAGGCCGACCCGGCGCCGCCCCCCCCGCCGCCCGUGCCGGUGCCCCCCCCCCCCGUGCCGGUGCCCCCCCCGGUGCCCCUCCCGCCGGUGGUGGCGGCGGCGGCAAGAGGAUGGACUGCCCGGCCCUUCCCCCCGGCUGGAAGAAGGAGGAAGUGAUCCGAAAAUCCGGGCUCAGCGCCGGCAAGAGCGAUGUCUACUACUUCAGUCCAAGUGGUAAGAAGUUCAGAAGUAAGCCUCAAUUGGCAAGGUACCUGGGAAAUACUGUUGACCUCAGCAGUUUUGACUUCAGAACUGGAAAGAUGAUGCCUAGUAAAUUACAGAAGAACAAGCAGAGACUAAGAAAUGAUCCACUCAAUCAAAAUAAGGGUAAACCAGACUUGAAUACAACAUUGCCAAUCCGACAAACAGCAUCAAUUUUCAAACAACCAGUAACCAAAGUUACCAACCACCCUAGUAAUAAAGUGAAAUCAGACCCACAGAGAAUGAACGAACAGCCGCGUCAGCUUUUCUGGGAGAAGAGGCUUCAAGGGCUAAGUGCAUCCGAUGUAACAGAACAAAUUAUAAAAAGCAUGGAGCUACCUAAAGGUCUUCAAGGAGUUGGCCCGGGUAACAACGACGAGACCCUACUAUCUGCUGUUGCCAGCGCUUUGCACACCAGCUCUGCACCAAUAACGGGGCAGAUCUCUGCUGCUGUCGAAAAGAACCCCGCUGUUUGGCUGAACACAUCUCAACCCCUCUGCAAAGCUUUCAUCGUUACAGAUGAAGAUAUUAGGAAACAGGAAGAACGAGUCCAACAGGUGCGUAAGAAAUUGGAAGAAGCACUAAUGGCAGACAUCUUGUCACGAGCUGCUGAUACUGAGGAAAUGGAUAUUGAAAUGGACAGUGGAGAUGAAGCAUAAGAAUAUGAUCAGGUACUUUCAACUGAUUUUCCCCAAGGGCAAAUUCCUAGGAGUUGGCGAUGAUUUCUUCCACUGGUUUUUGCUUAAAAGAAGAAGUGGACCCAUGCACAUUUAUAUAGCUUUCUAAUAGCGUUAACCAAUGCCUUUUUAGACAUAUUUUUGAUGUAUAUAUCUAUUAUUCAAAAAUUGAUCUUUAUUUUAUGUCCUAUGACUUAAAAGUAGUCUUUUUAAUAUCAAGCAGUACCCUUAAACUGAAGCUGAGCUUUUGAUAUCAGGUUGCAAUCUGCAGGAAUUAUAAUACUUGUAUUAAAUAUUUGUUUCCCCUACAGUUUUAGUAUGGAUGAAUCAGGACAACUGAAAAAAAUGUUUCCCAAUUAAAGAUUAUUAUGACUUCACUGUAUAUACAGAUUUUUAUACUUCUAUUGAGAGAAGACACCUGUACAUUCUUCCAUCAUCACUGUAAAGACAAAAUAAAUGACUAUAUUCACA